Messenger RNA from Spirometra erinaceieuropaei, 1164 nucleotides. NCBI's taxonomy places the organism in Eukaryota, Metazoa, Platyhelminthes, Cestoda, Diphyllobothriidea, Diphyllobothriidae. The record is from the annotation of a GenBank genome assembly.
AUGGCGAGAGUCCAAGAAACGGCCGUGGCCCGAUUCAAUGGUCUCCCCAAGGUGCACAAGGAGGGCGUUCCUCUCCGACCCAUUGUAUCGCUUAAAGGCACUCCAACGUACGGACUGGCGAAAUGGCUGUUUCGGCUCCUCAAAUUUCUGACCGCUGAUUCGGACAGCACCGUCUGUUCGUCAACACAAUUCCUGGAGAAGCUUAAAGGAGUAAGUCUCUUGCCAAAUGAGGUUAUGGUAUCUUUUGAGGUCACGUACCUGGUAACUUCUAUCCCCCAGGAUCUGGCAAACGAGACCGUCGAGUUACUACUACGAGACAAAAACAAUGAAACGGAGAGUCGUCUCGGACAUGCCCAAGUCCUUCAGCUCCUAAAGUUCAGUCUCGGGACGUACUUCACGUUUGACGGAUCAAUCUACGAGCAAGUGAUGGGAACACCAAUGGGCUCGCCGAUUUCGGGAUUCCUCACCGAGGCGGUCCUUCAGCGGUUGGAGUCGCUGGUCUUCCAACAUCACAGACCGAAAUUCUGGGCUCGGUAUGUGGACAAUACCUUCGUCGUCAUCAAACGGGAUCAGGUGCUAACGUUCAAAGAACGUCUCAACAGCGUCUUCCAUGACAUACACUUUACGAUGGAGGAGGAAGAAAAUAACCAGCUGGCAUUCCUUGAUGGCCUCGUCUGUCGCAAAGAUUGUAGUGGCCUAAAGACCAAAGUGUUCAGGAAAGCGACAAACACGACGCAACUACUGAACUUCAACAGUAACCAGCCAAUCAGCCGCAAACGCAGUUACGUAAGAACGCUAUAUCGGUGGGUCGAGACGCACUGUAGUGAACCGGAAGACAAGGUUGCCGAAUCCCAAUAUCUUCGACGGGUUUUCAGAAAAAAUGCUUACCCGCGCAACUUCGUCAACCUGUGUAUGCGCAAACGAGACGACAGACAGAACCGUGCCGACCCCAAAUUCUGGCGAGCGAUCCCGUACAUCAAGAACGUCUCCGAGGCCGUUAGCCGCCUUCUUGCACCUCAUGGGGUUGGAGUUGCACACAGAGCGGAGGCCACCAUGAGGCGUCAUGUGAUGAGAAAAAAACCCACUACCACGGCAAGAAACAUCUGGAGUGGUUUACCGGAUCUGGUGCAGUUGCGGACAAAGCAACUACGUCGGAGAAACUAG